Molecule: messenger RNA, 537 nt
Organism: Paramecium tetraurelia
Lineage: Eukaryota; Ciliophora; Oligohymenophorea; Peniculida; Parameciidae
Exons: 2
Biological process (GO): intraciliary retrograde transport; protein localization to cilium
Cellular component (GO): intraciliary transport particle A
Molecular function (GO): protein binding
Source: RefSeq, a predicted model, not a curated record
AUGGCUAGUACUAUAUUGGCUCAGAUAUUAAAAAGUAAUAAAGAAUGGGUUCCUGCUAUGUUGAGUUUGGCAAUUAAUAAAUUCUUAAGCAAAAAACAAACUGAAGGCAAGACUAUAUUGAAAUUGUUAUGGGCAAAGCAGGCUGACACAUGUGGUUGGGAAAGAGAUGAAUUAGAAAGGGCUUGGUUAUUACAUGCUGAUGCAUUUAUAUCUAUUCAAAAAUAUGAUUAAUCUGAAGAAAUAUUAAGAAAAUGCUUGAAAUAAAAUAAAUGUUGUGCCAAAGCAGAAGAAUUAAUGGGUUUGAUAAAAGAGAAGGAGCAAUCGUAUAUUGAUGCCUCGAACUCAUAUGAAAAAGCAUUCAAGUUGACAAACCAAAGGAAUCCUAUUAUGGGUUAUAGAUUGGCAUUUAACUAUUUAAAAGCAAAACGCUUCGUUGAUGCAAUUAAUAUUUGCAAAUUGAUUCUACAAAUUAACCCAGCAUUCCCUAAACUGUAAUCUGAAAUCCUUAACAAAGCAAUUCAAGCCUUAAAGUCUUGA